Molecule: messenger RNA, 390 nt
Organism: Dryobates pubescens (Downy woodpecker)
Lineage: Eukaryota; Metazoa; Chordata; Aves; Piciformes; Picidae
Product: deoxynucleotidyltransferase terminal-interacting protein 1-like
Cellular component (GO): nucleus
Molecular function (GO): nucleosome binding; DNA binding
Source: RefSeq, a predicted model, not a curated record
AUGGCCCUCAGCACCACAACCUUUGUGCUGGGAUCUCGAGCAAACAAGGCUCUCGGGAUGGGAGGAACAAGAGGGCGGCUCUACAUCAAGCAUCCCCACCUCUUUAAGUACGCAGCCGACCCGCAGGAUAAGCACUGGCUGGCAGAGCAGCAGCAGAGGGCGACGGGGGGCAAGAUGGCCUACCUCCUCAUCGAAGAGGACAUUCGGGAUCUGGCUGCCAGUGACGAUUACAGGCACUCGGUGGACCUGCGGCUGGAGGAGCCGAAGCCCUUUGUGCCGCCGGCCCGGAUGACGCAGAAGAGGCAGCGGCACAUGGAGACGCUUCGCCGCGGGGGGGAUGCUCCUCCCGCCGAUGGCCCCCCCGAGGCCGCGCCGCCCCCCGAGCCCUAA